Molecule: messenger RNA, 735 nt
Organism: Dothidotthia symphoricarpi CBS 119687
Lineage: Eukaryota; Fungi; Ascomycota; Dothideomycetes; Pleosporales; Dothidotthiaceae
Exons: 2
Coding region: 50-457 (135 amino acids)
Biological process (GO): proton motive force-driven ATP synthesis; proton transmembrane transport
Molecular function (GO): proton transmembrane transporter activity
Source: RefSeq, a predicted model, not a curated record
CCCAAUUCAUCCCCAACUCAUCUCCACUCCGGCCGUCAACGCUCUCACAAUGGUUGCCAUCGCCCGCUCCUUCGGCGCCGCCCGCGUGGCCGCCCGCAGCAUGACCACCGCUGCCCGCCAGCCCACCCAGAACAGCCUCGUCAUGGCCUCGGCCCGCAACGCCUUCAAGAACAACGCCGGCCGCAACCUCAUCCAGAAGCGUGGCGUCGUUGUCGAGUCCACCGCUGCCGCCAUGGUCGCUGCCGCUAAGAUCCAGGGUGCCGGUCUCGCUACCAUCGGUCUUGCCGGUGCCGGUGUCGGUAUCGGUACGGUUUUCGGCGGUCUCAUCCAGGGUGUUGCCCGCAACCCCUCCCUUAGGGGCCAGCUCUUCCAGUACGCCGUUCUGGGUUUCGCCUUCGCUGAGGCCACUGGUCUUUUCGCGCUCAUGAUGUCUUUCUUGCUCCUCUACGUCGCGUAGAUAUGUGCAUGGCAUUGGACAUCCUGACAUCGGGUCUUUGGUUCGGGUCACAAAGGGUGGAAAAUUUUGCGGAUGGGUGGGUGCAUAGGAACGACUACCUCUUUUCCUUACUCUAGUGGCCGGUCAGAUUGUAAAACAUGUACUUUAGACGAGCAAUCUGAAGAGCAAGCUACCACGUCACAUGUCCAGUUCCCGAGGUACAUGUAUGGACGCUCCGUUACGAGUAGUGACGCGAGCGCAUGGUUUAUAAUGAUGACAAUGGACUCAAUUGAACACCG